Messenger RNA from Ambispora gerdemannii, 696 nucleotides. NCBI's taxonomy places the organism in Eukaryota, Fungi, Glomeromycota, Glomeromycetes, Archaeosporales, Ambisporaceae. The record is from the annotation of a GenBank genome assembly.
AUGUCCGAGAGAGGAAGUAAGACCCCUAAAAAGACUUCCAAAAAAAAAGAUGUCGUUAUUGAGCCCCCCUCACCCGAAGAUAGCGAGGAACAAGUUGAUCAAUUAACGGGUGACCUUGAAGAUAUGCAGGUUGAUCAAGCAAUUCUCUUGGAGACGGAUAAAGCCAAAAAAAGCAACGGAUACCCCGAGAGCGAUAGUACUUGGGAAUACGAAGAAAAUGUAUUCUGUCGACCCUUGAUCACAGCAUAUUGGGAUGACAAAGAAAAAUUCUUAGACAAUGAAAGAAAAGAAGAAUGGCGAAGCCAGCCAGAUAUAAUGAAGGCAAAAAUGACAGCUCGCUCUACCAAAGAUACUCUUAUCAGUAGAGAAAAUUCUGUUCAAACUCCUUCACAUACCCACACCACUAGCACUCCUGCGAGUCCCUCAAGAAUUCUUCGAGAAAGAACACCAGCAAAGUUAAAAAAGAUGAGAAAAUUUGCUAGAAUGGAAUCUUCAGCGUCGGAAGCAGAGUCAUCUGAAAAAACGAAAACAAGCGAACAGAGAAUAGAAGAACAAGAGGAAAUUCAUGGUCAUUCGCCAGACGAUGAAUUUGAUCCGGUUGGAAUUGAAGGAAGUUGGGAACCGUUGGUCAAAGAAGUUAUCACCGUCUACCCAACUUCUGAUCAAAACGUGUUGAAAGUUUACGUAUUAUGGUAA